GGUGAUUCCCUGCCAGUGCGUUUGCCUUGCAGCGCGGGGGAAAUUAGAGGCUUUGCUCUUGCGUUGCGCAUUAGGAUGGGCUGCAAUCUGUGCACUUUUCAGAAGAGAGAGGAACACUACAAACUGCUCUAUGAAGUUUCACAGGUCAACGGGAAGGAUCUCUCCAAGGCCACUCACGAAGAGGCUGUGGAAGCUUUCCGUAAUGCUAAGGAGCCAAUUGUAGUUCAGGUUUUACGACGAGCCCCCGUCAGCAAAGCUCAUGGUAGCGCUCAGGAUGUUCAGCUUGUGGAUGCUAGCACUCAGACUGACAUCACGUUCGAGCACAUUAUGGCCCUGGCAAAAUUAAGGCCUUCCACACCUCCAGUACCUGAUAUCUGCCCAUUUCUACUUUCAGACAGCUGCCAUUCUCUUCACCCAGUGGAGCAUGAAUUUUAUGAAGGUAAUGAAUAUCUUUCCAGCCUGCCUGCUGAUGCAGAUAGAGCAGAGGACUUUGAGUAUGAGGAGGUGGAGCUGUGCCGCAUUGGCAGCCAAGAGAAGCUGGGGCUGACGGUCUGUUACAGAACAGAUGAUGAGGAAGACACGGGGAUCUAUGUCAGCGAGGUUGAUCCAAACAGCAUUGCUGCCAGAGACGGCCGGAUCCGUGAAGGAGAUCGCAUUUUGCAAAUAAAUGGCCAAGAUGUCCAGAAUCGGGAAGAGGCAGUGGCAUUGCUCUCCAGCGACGAAUGCAAGAAAAUUGUGUUGCUGGUCGCGAGACCAGAGAUGCAGCUGGAGGAAGGGUGGCUGGAUGAUGAAAGGAAUGAAUUCUUAGAGGAGUUAAACUUAGAGAUGUUGGAAGAGCAGCAUAAUGAAGCGAUGCAGUACACAGCCAAUGAGGUGGAGCAGCCAAAGAAGCAUGAAGAAGAAGAUGGCACUACAGACACUGCAACCUCAUCAUCCAAUAACCAUGAGAAGGACAGUGGGGUGGGACCUACAGAUGAAAGUCUGCGUAAUGAUGAGAGCUCAGAGCAAGAAAAUGCACCUGAGGAGCAGAACAGUGCCACCCUGCAGAGCAAACGGGAGCUGGGUCAGAGCCAAGACACAUUAGGAAGUGUUGAACUCCAGUGCAAUGAAAGCUUUGCAUCUGGAGAAUACAUUGAAUCUGAUUUCAUAGGAAACCCAGAUGAGGAAUGUGAAAGGUUUCGGCAGCUCUUGGAACUGAAGUGCAAGAUUCGAAACCAUGGGGAGUAUGAUCUGUAUUACUCGAGCAGCACGAUAGAGUGCAACAGAAGGGAGCAAGAUGGGGUAGAGCAUGAGCUGCAGCUACUCAAUGAGGAGCUGAGGAAUAUUGAACUCGAAUGUCAGAGUAUUAUGCAAGCUCACCGGCUUCAAAAGGUGAGGGAUCAAUAUGGAGACAUUUGGGCUUUGCAUGAUGAAGGGUUCAGGAACUAUAACACCAGUGUCGAUGUACAAAGAGGCAAACUGGAUGAUAUAAUGGAGCACCCCGAGAAGUCUGACAAGGACAGCUCCAGCGCGUACAACACAGCCGAAAGCUGCAGGAGCACUCCACUGACCGUAGAGCGCUCCCCAGAUAACUCCCUCCAGAGGAUGAUAAGCAUCACCAACAGGAAAAACCUGAGGAGCACCAUUGCGGCUAACCAGUUGUCCUCAGGACAAAGCAGCAGGGAGGCAACCUCAUCCAAAACCAAAGUCACUGAACAAAACAAUCCUGCUGAGGACACAGUGCUGGCUUCAGAGAGUGGAAAAUUUACAGACCAAGAAAAGCAGAGCAGUGAGCACAUUCCCUACCUGUCUCCGUAUCACAGCUCUUCUUACAGGUAUGGGAAUAUCCCAGCUCAUGCAAAGCAUUAUCAAAGUUAUAUGCAACUGAUCCAGCAGAAAUCUGCUGUAGAGUAUGCCCAAAGCCAGCUCAGCCUGGUGAGCAUGUGCAAAGACUCGCAGAAGUGUGCAGAGCCCAAGAUGGAAUGGAAAGUGAAAAUAAGGAGUGAUGGGACAAGGUAUAUCACAAAGAGACCAGUUCGAGACAGAAUCCUGAAGGAACGUGCCUUAAAAAUUAAAGAGGAGCGCAGCGGGAUGACGACAGAUGAUGAUACGAUGAGUGAAAUGAAGAUGGGUCGUUACUGGAGCAAAGAAGAGAGGAAGCAGCAUUUGGUGAGAGCUAAGGAGCAGAGGAGGCGGCGGGAGUUCAUGAUGCGGAGCAGGCUGGAGUGUCUUAAGGAAAGUCCACAGAGUGGCAGUGAGGGCAAAAAGGAAAUUAACAUUAUUGAACUGAGUCACAAAAAGAUGAUGAAGAGGAGAAACAAGAAAAUCUUGGACAACUGGAUGACAAUACAAGAACUGAUGACACACGGUGCUAAAUCUCCAGAUGGCACAAGAGUGCACAAUGCCUUUCUGUCAGUUACUACUGUAUGAACACAACUUCUUUCAGAGAGUGUACUACCAGUUUAGGUAGAGUACGAUUGCCUCGUUCAAUGUGGCAUUUUUAUAUAUUUUGUGACUGUUUAUAGUUUGGCUUGUUUUGUAAGCAAGUAAUUU
Tinamus guttatus (white-throated tinamou) is the source of this 2532-nucleotide messenger RNA. It is a transcript of the gene PDZRN4, whose product is annotated as PDZ domain containing ring finger 4. Gene Ontology annotation, molecular function: protein binding. The record is from RefSeq and is a predicted model, not a curated record. NCBI's taxonomy places the organism in Eukaryota, Metazoa, Chordata, Aves, Tinamiformes, Tinamidae.